AUGGCGAAACGCAAGGCACCUGAAGAACUCUCCACUAAUGUGAAUACUAUCAAAGCUCACCACCGCGUCUCCAACCUUACUGAAUAUGAGAAGGCUGUUCACUUAGCACUCAAGGCUGACCAUGCUGAUCUGAGCUACUACUUAAAGAAGUUAUAUAAGUCUGCAAAGUAUAUCGCUGCCUCUACUGAAGACAAGACAUGUCUACAGAAUGAAUUGAAGGUUGAGCGUAUUCGUGUUCGGACUGAGAAGGGUACCCAUGCAUCUUGCAUUGCGAAUCAGAAAGUCAAGAAUAUUAGCGCCUCUUCUUCUCCACAAGCCCCACCAUCUACUCCGCCCAAACAACUUCUGUCUGAGCUUGCUGCAUUUGAGGCGCGAGAUAUUUUAAAUGACGAGGCUGUUCUACCAGAUGAGCUUUCCGAUGAAGAGAUCACUAGCACCCAGGCUCUCUUAACUCAAGCGCACAUUGAUGCCCAUGAAGAGUCCAAUUUCCGCAAGUGGCAACAUUUCUGGGAUAGCUGUAUCCACUCAUAUACGAGAAAGGCUGGAAAGCUGAGAAAGAAGCCUGAGCGUCUCUUUGAGUAUAUGCCGUGGAUUGAUGUAGAGGAAGGCUUCAAAGAGGCGUUCUUACUUGUCUACUCUAAGAAGUUUGAUAAGGAAAAGUGGGCUAAGGUAUCAGCUGCACAGGAUAUGUUGUUCCUGGAGCUAGAGUAG
Messenger RNA from Pseudogymnoascus destructans, 711 nucleotides. RefSeq lists its product as uncharacterized. NCBI's taxonomy places the organism in Eukaryota, Fungi, Ascomycota, Leotiomycetes, Thelebolales, Thelebolaceae. The record is from RefSeq and is a predicted model, not a curated record. The coding region runs from base 1 to 711 and encodes 236 amino acids. The transcript is spliced from 5 exons.